GAAAAUCCAACUCACAAACCCUUCCAAAUAUGCAGCGUUAUCGUCAAGGAUUUAGAGCAAGCUAUUGCUUCGAAAUUCUUCAGCAAGGAUAUUAUAGACAGUUUGAAAGGAAUCAGAGACAAUUGGCAGGAAUGGAAAAAGAAUCACCUUAAGCACAUUCAUGAGGAAUGGAAUGACCAGUGCAAAACUCAGUUUAAAUCAAGUGUUAAUAAAUAUCAGCAAAGUGUUGCCACAAUAGUUGACACAGAAAUUGGAAAGUGGUGCAAAGAAGUUGUCAAUGAUAUGGAAUCUCUAUCCCUCAAGCAUUCUCUUGAGCAUUCUGAAAACGAAGAAGAGGAUGGAUUGCCAGGAAAGGUUCAGCGACAGGAAAUAAUCAACGAAGUCAUAGAUGAAGUCAAUCGUGAAUGUUAUAUACAGCAAGAGCCCAAUUUAUCAGAAACAUUGCCUGAGAAAUAUAUCAUCCAUGGUGUUGAUAUUGCCAUGAUCCUAAAGGAGUGCCAGAAGUUGGGAAUUAUGA
Molecule: messenger RNA, 517 nt
Organism: Paraglomus brasilianum
Lineage: Eukaryota; Fungi; Glomeromycota; Glomeromycetes; Paraglomerales; Paraglomeraceae
Source: the annotation of a GenBank genome assembly